Cottoperca gobio is the source of this 2593-nucleotide messenger RNA. RefSeq names its product melanin-concentrating hormone receptor 1b (gene mchr1b). Gene Ontology annotation, biological process: neuropeptide signaling pathway. The record is from RefSeq and is a predicted model, not a curated record. The transcript is spliced from 2 exons. The coding region runs from base 27 to 1127 and encodes 366 amino acids. NCBI's taxonomy places the organism in Eukaryota, Metazoa, Chordata, Actinopteri, Perciformes, Bovichtidae. Gene Ontology annotation, cellular component: neuron projection; plasma membrane. Gene Ontology annotation, molecular function: neuropeptide binding; melanin-concentrating hormone receptor activity.
AGAAAGACCACAAACAGUUAUUUGGGAUGGACUUUGCCUACAUUUCGAAUUCCUCCUUUUCAUCCUUCAUUUCGGCCAAGAAUCUAACAGAAGAGCAUGAGCAGCACAACAAUGUUCUCAUGCCCAGCAUCUUUGGUUUCAUCUGUUUUUUUGGGAUCUUUGGAAACACAAUUGUAAUCUACACCAUUGUGAAGAAAACCAAGUUCUGCUCCCAGCAAACAGUACCAGACAUAUUUAUCUUCAGCUUGUCCAUCGCAGACCUCCUCUUUCUCCUGGGAAUGCCUUUCCUCAUUCACCAGCUUGUGGGCAACGGCUCCUGGUGCUUUGGUGGCACCAUGUGCACCGUCAUCACAGCACUUGACUCCAACAGCCAGAUUGUCAGCACGUACAUCCUGACUGUAAUGACUCUGGAUCGCUACCUGGCCACUGUCCAUCCCAUCCGCUUCAAGCAUGUUCGAACCCCCUUCGUGGCUGGGGCUUCGGUGGCUCUUGUGUGGGUGUUUUCUCUGAUCUCCAUCACUCCGGUCUGGAUGUACACUGGACUCAUGCAUCUGAAAGAUGGCUCGGUUGGCUGUGCCCUCCUGCUGCCAAACCCAGCCACAGAUACAUACUGGUUCACCCUCUACCAGUUCUUCUUGGCCUUUGCUCUGCCUUGGCUGCUCAUUUGUGGGGUCUUUUUCAAGAUUCUCCAAAACAUGUCAGCUACAGUUGCUCCACUGCCCCAGCGCAGCCUCAGGGUGCGGACGAGAAAAGUGACCCGUAUGGCGGUGGUCAUAUGCCUGGCAUUCUUCAUCUGCUGGGCCCCGUACUACAUCUUGCAGCUGGCCCACCUCGGAGUACAGCGGCCCACCUUUGCUUUCCUGUACGCCUACAACAUUGCUAUCAGCUUGGGCUACGCCAACAGCUGCAUCAACCCGUUUAUCUACAUUGUAUUGAGUGAAACAUUUAAGAGGCAGUUCAUUGUAGCCAUUCGGCCAUCGCACUGCAGGGUUUUCAGAGUUGCCCCUGCUCGGGCUGAUGACAGUAUGAGUCUGAGGAUGACACAAGACCGCUCUCAACCAUCUCACUCGCAGUCAGCAAGGGAACUACUUCAACACAUGCUGCCUGUCACUGUGGCUGUGCACUGAGAUGGACACCGCCAUUGCCAACAAAUGGCCACCUGCCACUUCUGACUGCAGUUAUUCCCUCAGGAAACAUCUCUGUUUACAUGAAGACUUAAUGCCUAUUCCAAAUGCAGUGGUGGAAGAAGUAUUCAGAUCAUUUUCUAAAUUAAAAAUACUAAUACCACCAUAAAUACUCCACUACAAGUUAAAGUCCUGCAUGCAAAACCUUAUUUAGGUAAAAUAAUGAAAGCAAAGUAGUCAUUAUGCAGUAAAAUGUUCCCUGUCAGUGUUUUACGAUUAUAUUUGAUGUUUCUGGAUUAAUUAUACUACUGCUUUCAUGUGUAUGUUGCAAUUUACUGCUGUAAAUGUUUAAGAUUGUCCUCAUUAAAACUCAUUGUAUGCACUGUUGGGUAGCUUAAUCCACAGCAAUGUAUCAUAUAUUAUAAGAUAUUAAUAUGUUUGUAGUUGUGUUGCUGUCCUGUGAGAACCACAUACUGUAUCUCUACAAACUGUUUUGUUUUCAGCUUUGUGACGAUGCAUUGUCCAGCUGAUCCAAAAGGCUUUUUAAAUAGUUAAUUCAUCCUAAGAAGUAUAAACAUAAAGGAACACUUCAUGCUUCCUGUGGAGAUGCAUGGUUUUCACGGGACAGGAAGGGGAUGGAAAACUGUGAUCUGAAAAGUAACUAAAGCUGUCAGAUAAAUGUAGUGAAGUACAAUAUUUAUGUUUAUGUUUAUGUGGAAAUCUGCAAUCAGUAUUGUGGUAUUACAGAAUGAUUGUGCAUGUCAAUAUGUUUGUCUUAUCAUACAGCCACGGCACUAAUAGACCCAAGUUGAGUUUGAAUCAUGGAACCCAUCUGUAAUCCAUCUCAUCCAUAUUCAAAGUGAUGCAUCAGCUGCAGCUUCUAAUUGUUUUCAUUGUUAUCAUUUUAACUUUAUUGUGGCAUUGUCUUGAAACAGAGUUUUGCCGGAUCACUGCGUACAUAUUUAACACAUCUGAAAUGUCAGAAAUAAUUGUUAUUCAGCAGCUGCAACACCAUUGUUGUAAAGUGAGCACAAACAGCUCCAGGUAAUAAUUAGACAGUGUGUAAAAGCCCAGCUAGCAGAGUAUGUGCUAAACGUCAUGUGACUCCUGUUUCAUUUGAACCAUAUCAUUAACUGACGACAGAUUGCACACAAAAAGUGUCCAUUACACUUGUGUUAUGUUGCAUUGGCAACUGUGUAGAUCUCAUUACUGAUUGUAUCUACGUGGCUCUUUAACGUGCGAUGCUGUGAUGCAGUUAUGUGUCUGUGUGUACUUAGCUGGGCAUCUUUACUGCGAUGCAGAAUAUACUCUUUGGCAUGUCUAUCGUAGCCUGCUGUAUGUUUUAACUGGUGAAUUCUCUAGGAGAUAAAGAAGUCUUUACAAUGUGAAAUGUCCAAUUCAGUUAGCUCUUAAUGUUUUAUUUUCAGUGUGUCAUACGAUUAAAAAGGAAAUCUUUAGAUUUUUGAAGA